AUGGGAGACUUCAUCAGCCACGUGAACAUCUUGACCAAGACUGUGGAGACUGUGAAUGGAACGAAAUUCAACAAAUACACUCUUCAACACUUGGAGAUCCUUAAGGGCGGUCUGGAACUUCCCUCAGUCGUUCUCGUUCCAAUGGGUCCAUGUGGAUUGGAAUUGGAGGCCAAUGUCGAAUAUCUUCUCUCUGGAGUGUUGACCGGUGAAUCGAAUCUCUACUCGGGUCUCUGUCUUCAAAUUUUGACUGGAGUUCUUUCACCCGUUUGGUCUUUGGUUGAUAAUUCACUCGUCCAACAAAUCGGUCUCCUUCAAACAAUCCAGAAUUUGGUGUGUCAACUUCUCGAGGGAUUGGUUGAGCCACUUCUUGGGAAACUUCUUGUUGUCCUUCCCGGUCUUGAUGCUCUUGGAGGUCUUGGUGGAGUUGGUGGACUCACUGGUGGAUUGGGUCUCGGUGAUUUGCUCGAUUGUAUCUUGGACUUCAUCAGCCAUGUGAACAUCUUGACCAAGACUGUGGAGACUGUGAAUGGAACGAAAUUCAACAAAUACACUCUUCAACACUUGGAGAUCCUUAAGGGCGGUCUGGAACUUCCCUCAGUCGUUCUCGUUCCAAUGGGUCCAUGUGGAUUGGAAUUGGAGGCCAAUGUCGAAUAUCUUCUCUCUGGAGUGUUGACCGGUGAAUCGAAUCUCUACUCGGGUCUCUGUCUUCAAAUUUUGACUGGAGUUCUUUCACCCGUUUGGUCUUUGGUUGAUAAUUCACUCGUCCAACAAAUCGGUCUCCUUCAAACAAUCCAGAAUCUGGUGUGUCAACUUCUCGAGGGAUUGGUUGAGCCACUUCUUGGGAAACUUCUUGUUGUCCUUCCCGGUCUUGAUGCUCUUGGAGGUCUUGGUGGAGUUGGUGGACUCACUGGUGGAUUGGGUCUCGGUGAUUUGCUCGCAGAUCAAAACGAACCGGAAAUUGGAACAGUUGAAGACCAGUUGGGCACUCUUGGACUGAAUGCAAGCGAUUUUGAAUCAACAACAAUAAAACCGAGCAGCACAACACUUCCACCGAGAAUCCCAGACAUCAAAAAGUCUCUUUUUGUACCAGUGACUACAAUGCCUACCAAGGAACCGAGUACAACAGAGUCAGAGCCAACAACUGCUCUGGCUCCGGCAAGUCUGGUGGCACCAACAACUCCACCGACCCCCACAAUUACGAUCUUUGAUGAGAAAAGUGUCCCACCAAAGUCAACCGAGCCACCAGUGACCACAGCUGUUCCAGAGAAACAAGAAGAAAAUGUUUUGGCUUCUCCCACAGUUGUCCCUGCCACCACUGAACCAACAAAAGAAGAACAACCAGUGAAAGCUUUUCUUGUACCUCACACCAUUGUCAAUGGAGUUCUGCAACCACCAUCGAUCUAUCUUCAAAAUGAUAGCAAUUUGCCCAAACUUGAUGACGACGAUGAAGAACAAUUGGCAAAUAAUACAAUAAUCGCGACGACUCCUCAGCCAACUACAACUCCAUUACUGCCACCAGUUGGGAUUCUCGGCUUUUUGGCUCAACUUGGAGCUGUUCCUGAUAGUCAAACCAUUCCGAUCACCACCACCACUACAACAACGACCGUUUCGGCGAUGGUUGAGAUUAUUUAUGAGGAUGUUGAAAUCCAUCCCGAAGUUGUUGCACAUGUUCGCCCGGAUUUAAUCUUCCACGAAAAACUCGAUGAUCAUCAAAAGGGAACCGUUUCAAUUACUGGAAAUAAGACGGUCGUU
Messenger RNA from Mesorhabditis belari, 1752 nucleotides. The record is from the annotation of a GenBank genome assembly. Lineage: Eukaryota; Metazoa; Nematoda; Chromadorea; Rhabditida; Rhabditidae.